This is a messenger RNA of Lodderomyces theae, 1089 nucleotides long. RefSeq names its product cyclin-dependent protein kinase-activating kinase (gene CAK1). Gene Ontology annotation, biological process: regulation of mitotic cell cycle; protein phosphorylation. Gene Ontology annotation, cellular component: nucleus. Bases 1 to 1089 code for a protein of 362 amino acids. The record is from RefSeq and is a predicted model, not a curated record. The transcript has a single exon. Gene Ontology annotation, molecular function: ATP binding; cyclin-dependent protein serine/threonine kinase activity. Lineage: Eukaryota; Fungi; Ascomycota; Pichiomycetes; Serinales; Debaryomycetaceae.
AUGAAGCUAGAUGAACUAUACACUGACAAGCAAUUGAUAUACAAUACACUCGUUUCACAAAUCUACAAGGCAAAACCCAAACAAAAGACAGCUCCAAAUGCAUCCACUUCGAAUUAUGUGUGUUUGAAGAUUGUUGAUGUUGAUUUCAAGAUCCCACCACAUUCAAUCAAACGAGAAAUAGUCACAAUCAAAUCUUUACAAGACCAUGAAGGGAUAGUGAAGUACAUUGAGGAUUUCCAAAUAUUCGAGGAUGUCGUCUUAGUAAUGGAUUACUAUCCUUUCAAUUUGAAUCAAUUGAUGCGGACUAAAAAGUAUUGUCGUAAACGUACACGAUACAAUUUGGACGCAAGUGGAGACGGAUCUGGAGAGUUGCAAUAUACCUUAUCCAACACAAUCUCCCAAUCAGAGGCAAGGCAAUUUGUGCAUAAUUUGAUAUCAGCAGUCAAAUUCAUCCACGGUAAUGAUAUCAUCCAUCGAGAUAUAAAACCAAACAAUAUUCUAUUCAUCAAUGAUGAAAUUACACGUCCUGUUGUUGCGGAUUUUGGUAUUUGUUAUAAUCUAUUGGAUCCGCCACUGGACGAACCUUUGAUGCAGAAAUAUACUGAUGUGUGUACUGGAAUAUACAAGGCGCCGGAAUUGUUGUUGAAUAUUACAAAUUACUCCACCGAGAUUGACAUAUGGUCGAUAGGGAUCAUCUUGACUAUAUUGUACUCGCCUGAUUUCAAGAGUAUAUUGGUACGAGAGGAUCAUAGCCACGGUGCUGAUGCUGAUGCUGAUGCUGAUGCUGAUGCUGAUGUAGAAGGCUUGAAUAAUGAAUCCGAAAUUAGUGAUUUACACUUGUUGAGUUGCAUUUUUAAAGUUUUCGGGACCCCAAGUUACAAUAAAGAUGAGGUACUGACGGAUGAGGAGGUACUGUUAAUGUACUGGCCUGAAUUGAGUAAUGAUGAUUUCCAUUUCAAAAAGUUCAACUUGAAAAGAUUCAAGAGAAUGAGUUUGCAAGAGUUGAUACCAAGAUGCGAGGACGAGGAGAUCAAACAGUUGUUUCAAAAAAUGACCCGGUACGAUAGAAAUCAAAGGCUGCUUGAGUAG